Messenger RNA from Patella vulgata (common limpet), 1462 nucleotides. Its product is annotated as ubiquitin-like-conjugating enzyme ATG10. The coding region runs from base 47 to 793 and encodes 248 amino acids. Gene Ontology annotation, cellular component: intracellular anatomical structure. The record is from RefSeq and is a predicted model, not a curated record. The transcript has 7 exons. Gene Ontology annotation, biological process: protein modification by small protein conjugation; protein lipidation; macroautophagy. Gene Ontology annotation, molecular function: Atg12 transferase activity. Lineage: Eukaryota; Metazoa; Mollusca; Gastropoda; Patellidae.
UUGUGUACCGUUUAGAAACAACGUGGGCGUCGCGUGUUAGCAAGAAAUGGCGGCAGGUUCGAUUUCUGAGACGGAAUUCAACGAACUUGUGAAAAAAAUUAUUCAGAUAUCACAAGCUAAUAACGAUUCCUGGGAAAUACGGAAAUCUCCUCAUGAUGAGAGUAUUUACCUGGUGAAAAGACAGACAGUGAAUAUCUCACCCGAGGAUCAACAGAAUUUAACUGAUACAGACAGAUCAGAUAUAAACAGUUUAGAAUCUGUAUCAGUUGAAGAGACCAAUGAUCCAAGCUGUCUACAGUAUGUGAAUCCAGUGAAGAUAUUAACCUAUGAUUAUCAUAUCGUCUACAGUUCUAGCUAUAGUGUUCCUGUUUUAUAUUUUAACGUUUAUCAACCAAGUGGGCAACUUGUAUCAUUAGAAGAUAUAUGGAGUCUAGUUCCUGAUAUUUAUCAACAACAAUUACACACAGAUAAAUGGUCUAUAUUAACACAACAGAUUUAUUGGUGUCUUUGUUGGUUCAUAUCCAUCAAAAUAAAAUAUAAAAUAAAGUUAUCUCCCUUUUAUUUGUCUAUGAGAGAAACUCCUGGGCAGGUUUGUUCAAUCAUGGAUCUUAUAAUACAUGAACAUCCUAUACUAGGUCGACCAUUUUAUCAACUCCAUCCCUGUCUUACUGCCAUGAUGAUGAAAAACAUUCAAACUAUUGGAGAUGAGAGGAAGAAUUAUCUGAUUUCAUGGCUCAGUUCUGUUGGUCCAGUUGUUGGAUUAAAAUUACCUCUAAUUUAUGCCCAGACUUGAAGAUAUUGCGUAGAAACUGGUAGGAUCUUGAAGAAUCCAUGCUUGUGAUUGGACAGUGAUAUCUACAUUACCUCUAAUUUAUGCCCAGACUUGAAGAUAUUUUGUAGAAAUUGGUAGGAUCUGGAAGAAUCCAUGCUGGUGAUGGCAGAAUCAGGGCCGCAUUAAGGGUCGGGGUGGGGGUGAUUGUCCUGACUGUGAUGCAUUGAGGAUGCUUAAUAUUAAAGGGGUCACCAAAUUAGUUAAAAAUUUUAUUUUUAUAUAACCUAAUAUAGCACAUAAGUUUAUUUAUUAUGUUGUAGCCUAUAUGUUUGUGCCAAGUAAGUCGAUCUAAGUAAAAUGCUGACAUACAAAUUGCAUUUGUCUGAGUAAAGGACAAUGGCCGGAAUUAGCCCCCUUUUCACUGUUGAUGCAAGGGCCCCAGUAAUAUUUACAGCAAGGGGCCCAUUGCAAGUUUAAUCCGCCAUAGAAGGACCAGCGGCCAUAUUCACUUGAUUUGUUUCACUUUUGCCCCCUUUUCACUUUUGAUGCAAGGACCUCAGUGACAUUUACAGCAAGGUGGCCAAUGUAAGCUUAUAAUGCGCCCUAGAAGGACCAGCGGCCAUAUUUACUUUAUUUGUUUCACGAUUUUUUACUAUUAUUUAUUGAUUAAAAUAAAUAUGUAUAAAUCUA